AUGGGAAAAACAGUGCUGUUGGUCAUGGACAUCCAGAAUGGCGUCCUGGAGCUCUUGGGAAAUAUGGAACCAUACCUCAGCCGCCUGGCGCCAGUGAUAAACUCUGCUCGCGAAGCAGGAAUCCCGAUAAUCUACGUCGCCACUGGUUUCCGCCCUGGCUAUCCCGAAGCAUCUGCACGAAACUCCUCUACCGCCAAGGUCGCCGCUUGGGGUGCCUUUAUCGAAGGCGACGAGUCCACCAAGAUCCACCCGGCCGUUGCCCCUGCUGAUGGAGAUGUGGUAAUUACCAAGCGACGGGUUUCUGCCUUCCAUGGAACCGAUCUCGAUCUUAUCCUGCGUAGUAUGGAUGCGGAAACCCUGGUUAUUACCGGAUUAAUAUCCAGUGGUGUCGUUCUUUCUACUAUACGCCAGGGUGCCGAUCUUGAUUAUCGACUUACUGUUUUGAAAGACCUUAGCAUGGAUCGUGAGCAAGAAACUCAUGAGAUGCUUGUCAAUAAAGUCUUUGCAAAACAGGCUCAGAUCCUCUCAUCAGCAGAGUGGGUGGCGGGGCUCAAAAAGCCAUGA
Molecule: messenger RNA, 564 nt
Organism: Talaromyces rugulosus
Lineage: Eukaryota; Fungi; Ascomycota; Eurotiomycetes; Eurotiales; Trichocomaceae
Exons: 1
Coding region: 1-564 (187 amino acids)
Source: RefSeq, a predicted model, not a curated record